Messenger RNA from Zasmidium cellare ATCC 36951, 735 nucleotides. RefSeq lists its product as uncharacterized. Gene Ontology annotation, molecular function: protein binding. The record is from RefSeq and is a predicted model, not a curated record. NCBI's taxonomy places the organism in Eukaryota, Fungi, Ascomycota, Dothideomycetes, Mycosphaerellales, Mycosphaerellaceae. Bases 1 to 735 code for a protein of 244 amino acids. The transcript is spliced from 2 exons.
AUGUCAAACGCAUUGGUCAGAACAUCGGUUCGUCCACCCACAGUGAAUCAACGCCCAAAAAAAUUCGACUACACCGACCAGGUCACCGUCAAUGUCGGGACUGCAGAGAACCGUUUCAUGGUGCACAAAGACGUCCUCAUGCAUCGCUGUUCCUUCUUCCAAAAUGCCUGCGCCCACGCUCUCCAACAAUCCAACGAGCAGACAAUUUGGCUGCCAGAGGUUGACCGAGAAACCUUCCAAUGCUAUCUACAGUGGGCUUACAGCGGCAAAGUCGUCGUCGCAACGAUCCUGGCCGAUGACAAUAACAUGUCACCCCGACUCAGUUCUUUGGUGCGACUUUACGCAAUGGCAAUCCACGUCGACAACCUUGAUCUGAAAAAUGCUACUGUCAACACCUUUCUGGAAACUUUGGAGCAGUCCAACAAAAGCCCAACUCUCGAAAGCAUCAAGCUGCUCUGGUCCUCGACGCCGAACGGCUGCAAGCUACGCCAAGCGGUGGUAGACUGGUUCGCCUUCAAUUCGACCGGCCAAUGGUUGGAGCGCUGGAGGCAGGAUAUCCCAGACGCAUUCUACGCGGAGUUGGGAAUCACCAUGGCGAAGGCGAAUUGGGACAAGAGUCGGGUUCGCAAUCCACUGCUGUGGUCGAACUGGAGUCACUACUAUGAGCUCGAUGACGAGCUCGCUUCUGCUGAAAUCGACGACCUCAGCGAGCGAGUCUCGGCUAUCAUGCAAUAA